CAUGCACCCGCCCGGCGCCCUGCUCGCCAUGGCCGAGGGCGCCUUCUCGCUGUCCGCGCCAGCGGCGCGGAGCCCUGGCGGGAACGCGUCGAGGCUGCACAGCAUCGAGGCCAUCCUAGGCUUCCCCAAGGAGGACGCGCUGCUCGGCCCCUUCCCACCCGACGGCGGCAGCGGCGGUGCCCGGGAGGGGGACAAGCGCGGCCCGCGAGUCUGCCUGCCCAAGAUGCCCGCAGAGCCGCCGCCCGCCGAGCCGCCGGGCCGCACUGCCGAGCGCUUCCAAGAGCCCUUCUGUCCCGGCGGCGCCAGUCCCGAGCUGCCGGCCGGCAGCGGCGGCGAGGGGAAGCCGUCGGACGAGGAGCAGCCCAAGAAGAAGCACCGGCGGAACCGCACCACCUUUACCACGUACCAGCUCCACGAGCUGGAACGCGCCUUCGAGAAGUCUCACUACCCCGACGUGUACAGUCGAGAAGAGCUUGCUAUGAAGGUCAACCUGCCCGAAGUCCGCGUGCAGGUUUGGUUCCAGAACCGACGGGCCAAGUGGCGGCGGCAGGAGAAGCUGGAGGUGACCUCCAUGAAGCUGCAGGACUCGCCCAUCCUCUCCUUCAGCCGCUCGCCGCAGCCGGCACCCAUGGGUGCCCUCAGCAGCAACCUGCCGCUGGAGACAUGGCUGAGCCCGCCGGUACCAGGCGGCACGGCCCUGCAGACACUGCCUGGCUUUGUGGCCUCCCCGCAGAGCCUACCCGGCAGCUACACCCCACCGCCCUUCCUGAACUCUCCGGCGGUCACCCACAGCCUGCAGCCCCUGGGCGCCAUGGGGCCGCCACCACCGCCUUACCAGUGUGGGGCCACCUUUGUGGACAAGUUCCCCUUGGACGAAGCAGACCCGCGCAACACCAGUAUUGCCGCCUUACGCAUGAAAGCCAAGGAGCACAUCCAGUCCAUGGGCAAGCCCUGGCAGACCAUCUGAGC
Molecule: messenger RNA, 969 nt
Organism: Nothoprocta perdicaria
Lineage: Eukaryota; Metazoa; Chordata; Aves; Tinamiformes; Tinamidae
Gene: RAX
Product: retina and anterior neural fold homeobox
Exons: 3
Coding region: 2-967 (321 amino acids)
Biological process (GO): positive regulation of transcription by RNA polymerase II
Molecular function (GO): DNA-binding transcription factor activity, RNA polymerase II-specific; RNA polymerase II cis-regulatory region sequence-specific DNA binding
Source: RefSeq, a predicted model, not a curated record